UCAUGAUCUCCCAGCUCAUAGCUACCGGCGAACAUCCUCGUAUAGCUGUUGAGGAGCGUUGGCUGAAAAUUAUGGCAAGAAUCCGCCUGUCGCAGAUGCCAAGGUUAGUUGAGUGCCGUCAGACACAGAAGAAAGGUGAGCUUGUGGUCACGUGGGAGUCUACAGACUCACACAGGCACAAACACAAGACGGUCAGGGUCAUUCUACAUUCUACAUCGGGUCGACUGUGAUCAUGUACGAGCGAUGGACAAGGACGAGGAUUAUCUGAACCAUGACAGACGGGGCUGCUGCUGCCCCAGUCAGGUAUCUCAGGCUGUCAGUGACGGUAUCACCUUCACUGGUUUGGAGACCGACAAAUGUUACUUUCCUGUCGUAUUCCGAGACGUGGAGGGGGCGUUCUUUUCUGAACUUCUGGGCUCAAUAGCGCCUCUCACGCAUGACGUUGUUGUUCCAUGUACCCCCAAAGCAAACGCAACACCCAUUCUAAGUUCGGUCGAGUCUGGUUCACGCCCUGUCACUAUAGAUACGAUCGAUCCGCGUGACAACAGCCAAACUCCUCAGGUCAACGAAGAAGCUGAAAUGGAAGACAACGCCUAUCUCUACCGAUAUCCAAGCAGAAGUGCAUCUGCAUCAGUUCCAUCUGGUACACCGCCUUUGCCAGCGCCGCUGAGACCUAGGCAACGACAGGAGCGUAGCAACGAGGUAACGGUAGACUUGACAAAACGUUCGAAGAAUGACACCUACGUUCCCGGCACUAAAGUUGAGCACAAGUCGCUCGAUUGGGGUGGUAGCUUCCCCGGAAGCCACGACUUCUACCGGACCCGCGACGAACCAGACCAAGAGAUAUACAUCCUCAAACCCAAGACCGACACGAUGAAACCACGUAACAAGAGAAUGCAUUCUGGAGCCACCGAGCGCGGUAGUGCAAAGAAACCGCGCACCGGCACGGCAGCGAGUCGCGCGGGCUUAUACAUCGACCUUUUGAGCCCGGAACCUGAGGAACACUCAGAAUCGGUUAGUUGGCGCAGUCCUUUCCUGCGUCGUGGCCAGUCCGCUAGGAACCUACGGCCAGACGCAGGCGUAGAUUAUCGUGAGGGUCAUCAAUGAGCGAGUAAUACGAUGGCGUCGGUUAGAUAUCUUGGGGGGCAGCUGUCGAAUGAUCAGUUGAGUCAUCUCAUUGGGUACUUGCUGGGAGGUCUUUGCACUAGGUCGUUUAAUGUACCGUGUUCACGCGAAGCAGACUGGAGACGCCAUCCCGCAGGGCCAUUGGACUACGCUGUGUGCCCUAGUCUGCCCGUACUACAUCGACAUUGCAUUAGCAUAUGCGCCUAGCGCAUUUGGAAGCUUCUACUCAACGUUCCAGUCGAUGAAUGGAAUGUACCUGUUGUCAGUGUGGCUGGCUUAUACGCUGCCGACACGCUGGCGCCCCUUGUCACUGGCCAGGAUACCCACAAUUCUCUUGAACUAUCUUAACCUUGCAUGAGCGGAAAGGCUCUUAUUAGCACGAAUGGAUAUGUAUUUUGCAGGAAAGUUGAGUUGCAGUGUGUUUCGCA
Molecule: messenger RNA, 1553 nt
Organism: Alternaria rosae
Lineage: Eukaryota; Fungi; Ascomycota; Dothideomycetes; Pleosporales; Pleosporaceae
Exons: 4
Coding region: 244-1107 (287 amino acids)
Source: RefSeq, a predicted model, not a curated record